Molecule: messenger RNA, 1512 nt
Organism: Candidozyma auris
Lineage: Eukaryota; Fungi; Ascomycota; Pichiomycetes; Serinales; Metschnikowiaceae
Exons: 1
Coding region: 1-1512 (503 amino acids)
Source: RefSeq, a predicted model, not a curated record
AUGGAACUCUCGUCAGUGGUGACGCUAAAGUACAACACAGAAAAAUGGCUAGAUGCCCAGAACAAAGCCGACUCCGAGUGGCUGUCCAACAACAAUUCACCAACAAAAAUGGUCACAUUGAACUAUCGCAGAGACAGACUGGACGCAUCGACGCCAGCGCUCUCUCCAGUACCAUGGAUGGUCAAAAAAGAGUUCAAACCACGCAAGCCAAAAUAUAACGAGAACGAUCCGUUUUUAAUUCGGCCCGUCAGCGAAUCUCUACAAAGACUACGAGAGUACGAAAAAAAUGUCCAGCUAGUAGGAGCCAUAAAGGCCGACAUCAACUGGUACCAUGACCUCACCAACGUCGCGCAGCGACUUCGGCUCCUACGAGACACCUACAAAGUGCUCCAGGCGGUAAGAAAAAAGAGAGCAAUGGGCGAGAGAGUCGACUUCCGCACUGCGCACGAGUUCAAGUCGCGCACUGGCAGUCCAGUGCCCCUGGACGAGAACGCCAGUGGGGGCCACCCGGGAGACGAAGAUGCUCAAAGUCGCCAGGGAGCUUCUCUAGCUUCAACGCCGGUGGCAGCGCCAGCUCGUAGAGGGAGACCGAGAAAAAGAGGCGGAGGUGCUGGACGUGGCAGGAAACCAGGCCCACGGCUGCGUACAGUUGUGCCUCUGCCAAUGCCUACGGCGACUAGAAGUCGAGCGAGUAGGAGAAAGCAGGAGGCGGCAGAGGCAGCAGCGGCAGCAGGGGCCACAGCAGCGUCAGAGACAAAGAGUGGAGGAGACUCGCGCGAUUCCCGCGACUCGACUCCAGCGCUCACUAGCGAUAAUGCUCAGCAGCCCGAGACUAGUCUGCUUACACAGUUUGGCACUCAGGACUUGAAGAGUCUCUUAGGUCUGAGCCAGCCGGACCAGGCUUCGAUGCUGGAAUUGGGUUCAAAUCCAGUGGUGACUGGGCUGAUGCCAGAGUACCAAACAUCGCAGGCCCAGAAGCAGUCGCACGGGUACUUUUCAUUUGAAGCCAACCCUCCAGAGAAUGUUCCUGUGAACGCUGAACAACAGAGCCUUGCAGAUGCUAGUGACUUGCAGCUCAUGGACGCUUUGACUACAGCAAAUGCAAUGUAUGACAAUGGUGCUAGUGAUGCCCCAGGGGUGCCAGAUCCUGGCGCUCGCCAUGUACCGCUCCAGAGGGCCACGCCACAAGAACAUAUAUUUUCAGAGCUCCAACACAAUGCACAAUGGGAACCCCCUCAGCAGCAUCCUGGAGUCCCUUAUGGCGAAUACUACCCGCAAUCUCACUAUCAGAAUCCCAGCGUGCUCUCAGAGCUGACCAUGUCGAUCAUUGAGAAUCUCAAGCGUAAAAACCCCAGCGGACUGGUGCUAGCGUCGCUUUACAACCGUCCUGGAGGGUUUAAUUUCUCUCCUCAAUGGGCAGCUCAGCAGGAGCACCGGCAGCAGCAUGAGGGUGGAGCCGACACCUCAGCCUCUUCUCAUCAUUUGCCGAACGACGGAAACCCGCCAAGCUGA